AUGCCUAGCAAACCUGUCGAGAAACCUUUUGAGACCAUGGCAGGAGAUAGGAGUAAAGGCCAUGCUAUCAAAAACCAUUUCAUUGCUGCUACUGGAGAGUUCGUCGGCACCUUCUUCUUCCUCUACUUUGCGUUCGCAGGUCAACUCAUGGCAUUUGACCAAGCGAGCGACAAGGGCCCGAAUGGAAGCAACAGUGCCUCAACGGUCGUCUAUAUCGCUCUGAGCUAUGGCAUGUCGCUUUUGGUCGCCGUAUGGAUCUUGUUCAGAAUUAGUGGAGGGCUUUUCAACCCAGCUUGA
Messenger RNA from Aureobasidium musti, 297 nucleotides. NCBI's taxonomy places the organism in Eukaryota, Fungi, Ascomycota, Dothideomycetes, Dothideales, Saccotheciaceae. The record is from the annotation of a GenBank genome assembly.